Molecule: messenger RNA, 2508 nt
Organism: Girardinichthys multiradiatus
Lineage: Eukaryota; Metazoa; Chordata; Actinopteri; Cyprinodontiformes; Goodeidae
Product: cystathionine beta-synthase-like
Exons: 15
Coding region: 149-1906 (585 amino acids)
Cellular component (GO): cytoplasm
Molecular function (GO): cysteine synthase activity; cystathionine beta-synthase activity
Source: RefSeq, a predicted model, not a curated record
UCCACACGUGCGCAUUCUACUUCAAAACCGCUGUACCUCCCGGAAGUUCCCCAUUCCGCCGCUUGUGUCCUCAUCUCACAUCUCGUCUUGAGGCCACGUCUUUCCUCCUCAACUGUCUCUGGCUACAUUUGGACCUCCAGCUGAAGCAAUGCCGUCUGUUCCCUCUUCCAACGAGACUUCCGUCAAAGGCCCCGUGUGCCCUCACUCUGCCAAGCUGCACGGCCACGCCAACGGAGACGCCAAACUCCACGAGGGCUUGUUUCCUGCCAGCAGGACCACGUCGGAGGGCAACGAAGACCCGAGCAAAACCAUUCAAAUCAACACAAUAAACCCCGCUAUGGAGAGGAAAUGGAUCCGACCAGACCUCCCCAGCCGCUGCACAUGGAGUCUAGAAGCCUCAACAACCGACUCUCCUCACACACAUGUUUCAAAGGUAGACUCCCCUACCAUCCUUCCAAACAUCCUGCACAGGAUCGGUGACACUCCCAUGGUACGAAUCAACAAGAUUCCCAAAGUGUUUGGAAUUAAAUGUGAAAUACUGGCCAAGUGUGAGUUCUUCAACGCUGGAGGCAGUGUGAAGGACAGGAUUAGCCUGCGGAUGGUAGAAGAUGCUGAGAGAGCCGGGAUCCUCAAGCCUGGAGAUACGAUCAUAGAGCCCACCUCUGGAAACACAGGUAUUGGACUGGCUCUGGCUGCUGCUGUCAAAGGCUACCGUUGCAUCAUAGUCAUGCCUGAGAAAAUGAGCAUGGAGAAGGUGGAUGUGCUCAGAGCUCUUGGAGCCGAGAUCGUUCGAACCCCCACCAGUGCUCGUUUCGAUUCUCCGGAGUCUCACGUGGGUGUGGCCUGGCGCCUCAAGAACGAGAUCCCAGACUCACACAUCCUGGACCAGUACCGCAACCCGAGCAAUCCCCUGGCUCACUACGACACCACGGCGGAAGAGAUCCUAGAGCAGUGCGAUGGUAAAUUGGACAUGCUGGUGGCAGGAGCAGGAACAGGAGGAACAAUUACAGGCAUUGCUCGCAAACUGAAGGAGAAAUGCCCAAACAUCAAAAUUAUCGGCGUUGACCCAGAAGGUUCCAUCCUGGCUGAGCCUGACGAGAUCAACAAGAGCGAUAAGACCCAGUAUGAGGUGGAAGGAAUCGGAUACGACUUCAUCCCCACAGUGCUUGACAGAUCAGUUGUUGAUACUUGGUACAAGUCCAAUGAUGAAGAGUCCUUCAACUUGGCUCGUAUGCUCAUCAGGGAUGAGGGCCUGCUGUGUGGGGGCAGCUCUGGGACCGCCAUGGCUGCAGCUGUAAUGUUCGCCAAAGAGCUGAAGGAGGGCCAGCGCUGCGUGGUCAUCCUACCGGACUCCAUCCGCAACUACAUGUCCAAGUUCUUGAGCGACAAGUGGAUGGUCCAGAAAGGCUUCCUUAGGGAGGAGGACAUCAUGGUGAAGAAGCCGUGGUGGUGGAACUUGAAUGUGCAGAGCUUGAACCUGUCGGCCCCUCUCACCGUCCUGCCAACAGUCAGCUGCCAGCAGACGAUCAAGAUCCUCAAGGAGAAGGGCUUCGACCAGGCGCCUGUAGUGGACGAUGCAGGGGUAAUCCUGGGCAUGGUGACGUUAGGAAACAUGCUGUCGUCCAUUUUGGCGGGCAAGAUCAAGCUGUCCGACCCUGUCAGCAAAGUUCUCUACAAACAAUUCAAACAGAUACGCCUGAAUGAUAAUUUGGGAAACUUAUCUCGCAUUCUGGAAAUUGACCAUUUUGCCCUGGUGGUGCAUGAACAGAUCCAGUACCUGACGAAUGGCUCCACCGCCCUGAAACGGAUGGUUUUCGGCGUGGUGACGGCCGUCGACCUGCUCAACUUCGUCACUGGCCGGGAAAGGCGAGAGCGCUCCGUGUCGGAGUCCACUGAUGAGCUGUGAUCAGCUGACUUGAGUUUUCUUGCACAAAAAUAAAAUAACCCCUGAUGAGUUCAGCAGACUUGUCUUAAAGAUGGAAAAAUGAAAAAAUAUUCCUGACGUUUUGGGUUGUAGUUGUUGCUUUAAAAAAAAAUAGUCUUCUUUAGGUUCUGAUUUUAUGUUUUAAUAAGCAAAUAAUUACACUUUUUGUGGAGUUUCAUCAGUUUAUUUGCAGCACAUUCUUUUUUUUUUUUUUUUGUUACUGUGCGUACUUAGAGUUGAAAUCUUUUGUACGUCGUUAAUUACUGGACAGCUUAAUUAUACGUAGGACCUCAUUAGAGGCCUUUUGCUUUAAUCAUUCUGAAUGUGAUUAUAAAACUGUGGUUUUCUGGAUAAAACAGAAAAAAAGCCCACAUUGCUCUAAGUCAGAGAAAUUGACUUUUUCUAUUUAGGUAUACAUUGCAAGUUUACUGUAUUUUUCCUACUUCUGUUUCAGCGCAAAGUCUGUCAUGUAACUAAAGAAGUCCUGACAAUUUAGUCUUAGGUCUGUCUUGGAUGAAAUAUUUUGUAUUUCUUUUCUUCAGUGAAUGUGUAUUAAUAAAUAAAGUUUAAGAAAAGUAAAUCCA